AAGAGAAUGGUUCUGAGAAACAGCUCCUCGGUGACCGAAUUUAUCUUUGGGGGAUUCUCAGAACAAUCGGAGGUCCAUGUCCCCCUCUUCUUCCUGUUCUUAGGGCUCUAUGUGCUUACUGUGGUGGGCAACUUGGGCUUGAUCACCUUAAUUGGUCUGAAUUCUCGCCUUCACACUCCCAUGUAUUUUUUCCUCUUCAACUUGUCUUCGAUAGAUCUCUGUUAUUCUUGUGUCUUUACUCCCAAAAUGCUGCACGACUUUGUGUCAGAAAAUAUCAUCUCUUACGCAGGAUGCAUGACUCAACUGUUUUUCUUCUGCUUCUUGGUCAAUUCUGAGUGCUACGUGCUGGUAUCCAUGGCCUACGAUCGCUAUGCGGCUAUCUGCAAUCCUCUGCUGUACACGGUCACCAUGUCCCCCCAGGUCUGUGCUGUGCUGAUGUUGGGUUCGUAUGCGGUAGGGUUGGCUGGGGCCAUGGCCCAUACCGGAAACAUGCUGAGACUGACCUUCUGUGGUCCCAACAUCAUCGACCAUUAUCUGUGUGAAGUUCUCCCCCUCUUGCAGCUCUCCUGCACCAACACCCAUGUCAACGAGCUGGUGUUUUCUAUUGUUGUUGGAAUUGUCAUUGCAACAUCCAGUAUCAGCAUCUUCGUCUCUUACGCUUUGAUUCUCUCCAGUAUCCUCCGCAUUCCUUCUGCUGAGGGAAGGUCCAAAGCCUUUGGCACAUGUGGCUCCCACAUCACCGCCGUGGCUCUGUUUUUCGGGUCAGGGGCCUUCACCUACUUAACAACCUCUUUUCCGGGAUCUGUGGGCCGGAGUAAAUAUGCUUCGGUCUUCUACACCAACGUCGUGCCCAUGCUUAACCCUUUGAUCUACAGUUUGAGGAAUAAGGAUGUUAAACUUGCCCUGGGCAAAACCCUGAAAAGAGUGCUUUUCUGA
Molecule: messenger RNA, 936 nt
Organism: Myotis lucifugus (little brown bat)
Lineage: Eukaryota; Metazoa; Chordata; Mammalia; Chiroptera; Vespertilionidae
Product: olfactory receptor 8B4
Exons: 1
Coding region: 7-936 (309 amino acids)
Biological process (GO): sensory perception of smell; G protein-coupled receptor signaling pathway
Cellular component (GO): membrane
Molecular function (GO): odorant binding; G protein-coupled receptor activity; olfactory receptor activity
Source: RefSeq, a predicted model, not a curated record